AGUCAAGCAAGUGUCAAAAUAAUAAUUGGAUUCCGGAGCCGAGGAGGCUAGAUCGUAUUGUUUAUUUUAUCAAUUUAAACAGCCUUUCCAAAAGUUCUAAUCAAUUAACAUGGCUCGAAAUGUAGCAGACGCAGCAAGAAAAUUUCUAUUACUAGGCCAAUGCGUUCCCACAGUGAAACAAAAUGCUGCCAAAAUCAGAGUGAAGAGGUUAGAAUUGGACGAGAAUUUGCUAAUGUACUUUAGAAAGGACGAAUUUUAUUACUGCCAUGAUCCUGAGAAAGUCUGCAAGACUGGCGAUAUCGUUCUCAUACAGUCACUGCCUCAAAAACUUACCAAGUUAAUCACACAUGAAGUCAAAGAGGUUGUAUAUCCUUUUGGUGACAUAACUGACCCCAUCACUGGCAAGAAGGUAGCUAAGGAAAGGUACAGAGAAGAUGUGGACAGACAGGCAGAGAUUUAUGGAAAACUUGAUUCAACCUUUGAUUAUGAUAAGGCACCGUCGCGAGGAUGGCAAGAUGGAAAGAAAGACUUCACAUCUAAACCUACAUACACUAAGUUCCAUGUUUUUGAUGAAAAUGAUCCUUAUGCCAUUUAGAUUAGAAAUAAUAUGUUGUUUAGUGUAUUAAUUUAGCAAUAAAUAUUUAGAUAGUGUUAA
Messenger RNA from Helicoverpa armigera (cotton bollworm), 655 nucleotides. RefSeq names its product small ribosomal subunit protein uS17m (gene mRpS17). The transcript is spliced from 2 exons. Gene Ontology annotation, biological process: mitochondrial translation. NCBI's taxonomy places the organism in Eukaryota, Metazoa, Arthropoda, Insecta, Lepidoptera, Noctuidae. The coding region runs from base 110 to 595 and encodes 161 amino acids. Gene Ontology annotation, molecular function: structural constituent of ribosome. Gene Ontology annotation, cellular component: ribosome; mitochondrial small ribosomal subunit. The record is from RefSeq and is a predicted model, not a curated record.